Molecule: messenger RNA, 3372 nt
Organism: Sycon ciliatum
Lineage: Eukaryota; Metazoa; Porifera; Calcarea; Leucosolenida; Sycettidae
Product: dynein regulatory complex protein 1-like
Exons: 22
Coding region: 450-2966 (838 amino acids)
Biological process (GO): axonemal dynein complex assembly; regulation of cilium movement; cilium-dependent cell motility
Cellular component (GO): axonemal dynein complex; axoneme
Source: RefSeq, a predicted model, not a curated record
GCUAGCGAGUAGCGUGCUUGCUGUUCGCGUUCGUCAAAAUGAACAUGAAUCGUCCCCUUUCUCCAGCCUUGAGUCAAGGCUCAAUAUUAUUCAGCGUCACAAGCACAAAUACCCAAGCGAUUCCAAUCCCCACUGCAUUCACUAGACCGGACCCUGUCUCCACGAGCAGUGUCGCUGCAUCGGGGCUAUCCAGCAUUCUCAGCGGCUUGUAAAGACGUAUCGUCCAUCGUCGCAUCGAGGUCGAUGAAGGAGCAGCACAGUCCGUUGGUGAGCUGACGUAUUUGAAUUUGUCUUGCUGAACGCCCAUACGGAUUCCUCGAGAAACCCUUUAUCUAGCUUCUAAUACUGACGCCUGUUGGUAGAGUUAUCUGAUUAGACCAAAGACUGAGCACCGGUACGGGUACAUGUAGUAGUAGUAACGGAGAGCAGCAGCAGCAGCAGAAGCAGCUAUGAUAUCGCCAGAGGAAGACGAUGUGGCUUUCUCGACAAAAUCUACCGAUCAAUGGGAGCGCAUCGAAGCUCGACGGCGGCGCAUUGCUGCGCGGCUGGAAGAAGCAAAGAAAGUGGUGCAAGGUAGGCGCGAGCUGAACGAAGACGACCUGAGGGCGCUCCGUGAGAAGAACAGAAAGAGUGUGCAACAGAAGAUCGCCUCACGACUGCGUCUUUACAAGCUGAAGAAAGAUGGAAUGGAUAUGUCGGAGAACGUGCGGGUGGCGUUCACCGCACGGGAGCUGCAGCGCCGUGGAGACGAGACUGACAACUUAAAAGCGCGAAACGAGAAGAUCGAUUCGGAGCAGAUCGCAUCUUUUGAACGCAUAUUCGAGGUCACAAAGAAAUGGGACGUUGCAAAGACAAAGGUCUUGGCGCAAGAGCUACAGGAUCUCCUGGUGCAGCAGAAACAACAGUGCGAUGCAAUCAUGGAGGAAAAGGAGAAGCUCAUUGGCGACUUCCAACAGGAAUUGCGACUCAAAGAUGAUCGCUAUGUGAAGGAUCUGAAGAAGCAGGGUGAUGAUGUUGAUAUGAUCCUGGAGCGAAUGGAACAGCAAGUACACACCUGGACAGAUAGCUAUCUAGAAGAACUUGCACAGAUUGAGGUUGCGUUCGAGAGUGAACGAGGUGCCCUGGUUCAGGAGCAGAGAGAAGAGUGGGAGGAAGCCCUGAAGAAGAGGCGUGCCAUGGAGCUGGAGAACUUAAAGGUGCAGCAGAAACGCAUACAGGACAACCAACAGAUGCUGCACGACAUUCGCAAUCACGAUGGCGAGGAGAUGGCGCAGCUGAGAAAUCGUCUGGAGAAUGAGAUACAGGUUCUCCAGCAGCAGAUGGAAGCCACCAAGGCCAGCUAUCAGCUGAACACGGAGAAGCUCGAGUACAACUACCAUGUGCUGAAGAAGCGAGACGAAGAGAACACCGCCAUGCGUAAUGCACAGAAGAGACAGCUGAGCUCGCUAAAUGAUCAGUACAUGAACCUGCGUAAGAAGUUGGAGAAGGCCAAGCAGCAGUCAGCAACGGCCACACAGCAGCUCUCCGAUGACUAUCGCCGCAUCACGGAGCAGUUUCGCGAUCUGGAAGCCAAAGCCAAGCACUUUUCAGAAGUGGACAAGUCACGUUAUAGUGGCAUCUGGAAGAUGAACGAGGAGAUAGCCCGAGGAAAGGUUGAGAGGCAACUGGCGAUCGAUAGGGUACUCCAGGAGCAGCAGCUUGGUGCGACAUGGCAAGCUCCACCGGAGAUUCCCACACCGACUCUACUCGACGAUGGGCGUAUUGUGAGGGCGGGAAUGCGCACAGCACAUGACCUUGUCAAGUCCAUCAUAACCCCAACAGCCUCAAUGGUGUCCUUGGCGGCUAGUGAGCAAGCAGCAGGUCAGUUUGGUCGACCUGCAAAGCAGUCAACUGGUGCAGGACCACAGGGGAAACCGUUGGUAAAGGGGAACUCAGAAGACGUAUUUGGUUCGACUAUUGAUGUAGCGACAACGGCCACCGGUGUCGGUGAGGAAGUAACCACGCUGCCUUCGUCACAGGCGCCACAGCAGAUGUCGCAGGUGCAGCAACAGCAGCACCUGCAGCAGCAGCUGCAGCAGCGGUCACUUGGGCAGGCAGCCUUCGAAGCGGCAAGCGGCAGUGAGGAUCCUCGCGAUGCCCAGCUGCAGCGUAUUCCCGAGCAGGUGAUACGGGACGUACUGGAGAUGCUUGUGGAGGAAGUGGACUAUCUGAUGGAGCCGAAAAUCCUUCAGAUGGUAACGACAUUGGAGGCUGAUGAGCAACUACUGAUGAAGGUCGACUCUUUAUUCAAGGCAUUGUUCAUAGAACAUGAAGACGAUGUACGUAAGCUAGUGAGCUACUUCAUCGAGGAAACAUCACCAUCCCCGGGUCCAAUGCUCGGUUUUCCGGACGCGGAAACUAGCUCAGCCACCGCCGGCAUUGGCAAGCAGUCACGCACUUCGCAGGAAUCUCGCUAUGCGCAAUCCGACAUGGCGAGCGAUGCGCUCAUGCGGGGCACUCGUCGUUUGAGCAGCAGGGGCUCUGGGCUGCCUAGCAGUGGCGACGGCACUACGUCACCGUCGGUGGCAGAGUCAAGACCUGCAUCUGAGCAAUCGCCGGUGUCGUAUGCCGUAGUGGAUAUCGACAAGGUGCAGGGCAGGUUGAAUCGAUUUGUCAAGGAUCACAACACGGCAAUGCCAGCGGAGAGGUCUUUCUGGAGCACAUCCAAGCUGGCAUCGAAGGCUACCGUACGCGUCGAUGAAGAGUUCUGGAAGAAGCUCUCAAUGCGCGUCCCAGAUAGCAGCAUACAGACCUGGAAAGGUCUCCGAGAUGGCUUCCAGAAUUAUCUGGAGACGCUAAAGCAUCGCAAGCACCAGCAGGAGGCGCUUGCAGCAGUUACACAUCAAAACCAAGAGCUAGAGUUUCUGCUGAAAGAGUACAGAGGCUCAGGGAAUACCUGGAAUCUGUAUCAUCCACCAGAAAUCUGACAUCCCCAGAAGCGUCAAUUCUUCUUCAAGUCUUGCAGCUAUCUGAACCUACAUAUGCCUGCAUACGAAUCUUUCAACUCCAUUUAGUGGAGACGUUGGAGAUGAGAGCCAGUUCUCAAUUUUUGAAUCAAGAGACUAUCCCGAUCAGCAUUCGGAAUGUGACCGAAUCACCGUUGAAGCUAUAUGCACACCAUCAAAAUCGUAUCUGCCAAUCCCCACUUCUUCUACUUCUGUUCUGGCUAUAAUUAUACUGAGUUGAUUAUUCUCAUGAUAGCACAAGAAGUGACCUUGAGCAUACUUUUCAUCAGGAUGUGAUCGUAAGAUGUGCAUUGUCUAUGACCUCUAUCUAUGAAAUGCACCAAUUCGUUGCAGACCAGUUCAAAAAUGCCGUAAAUGGUUCUCUCAA